AUGUCUUAUACAAGCGAGCAGGAAAAAAUCGUGUUGAAGGUGUUGUCAUACAAACCGCACCAGUACUAUGAGAUCCUAGCGGUAGAGAAGUCAGCUUCUGAUGGCGAGAUCAAAAAGUCCUAUAGGAAAUUGGCCAUCAAACUCCACCCAGAUAAAAAUCCUCAUCCUCGGGCCAGUGAGGCGUUCAAAUUGAUUAACAAGGCAUGGGGUGUACUCGGAGAUGAGAGCAAGAAACGCAUUUUCGAUCAGACCGGAUCCGACCCCGACUCCCGGUUCCUGGGAUUCUCCAAUAGUGGUUCUACGGCCACUUCGAGUGGCUACGCCCGCCAGAACUUCGACGGAGCAUUCCAAGAUGAUAUUUUUAAUAUGUUCUUCGGUGGAACACAGCGCGCAGGUGGCCCGACCUUCGCUUUCGGCAAUAAUGGCUUUACUUUCCAUUCAUUUGGUGGAGACGGUUUUGAUCCGUUUACUGGCCGGUUUGCUCAGCAACAACAAAGACAAAGACAAAGAGCCCAGGCAAGACAGCAGGACGUCGAGCCUUCGUUGUGGGAUACAGUCAAGCAGCUCGCGCCCAUUCUUGUGAUUUUGCUUGCCACGCUUAUCUCGAGUUUCUUUUCUGGCGAGUCGACUCCUGAGUAUCUGUUCACUAAGACUCCGAAAUACAGCGUGAGAAGAAAAACGCCGCAAUUCAAAAUUCCGUUCUAUGUCGGUGACAAGUUUGCAGAGGAAAAGUCGGCGCUGAAGUUGAGGAACUUCGAUGCGAAGGUGGAGAGCUUGUAUGUUCAAGACAAGAGAGCCCGGUGUAGCCGUGAGCAAGUGCGGAAGAACGAUCUUAUGGAGGAGGCACAGGGCUGGUUCUAUACCGACCAGCGGAAGUUACGUGAAGCAGAGGAGAUGCCCAUGCCCAACUGCCAGGUGUUGCGUGACUUGGGUAUUCUUUAG
Messenger RNA from Sungouiella intermedia, 942 nucleotides. NCBI's taxonomy places the organism in Eukaryota, Fungi, Ascomycota, Pichiomycetes, Serinales, Metschnikowiaceae. The record is from the annotation of a GenBank genome assembly.